CACCAAAAGAAGAGCAAAGAUUAAUUACUACACUAAUAGUAAUUAAUUGAUCUUAAUUUCCUUACCCAGCAGACCAUUGCCUCUUAGUGACUCAAACCCAGAAGAUCGACUAAUGGCCAACUGGAAGAAGUUGAGCGGCGAGGACCACUGGGAUGGGCUGUUGGAUCCACUCGACGCCCACUUCCGGCGGUACCUCAUCCACUACGGGGAGCGGCUGCAGUCUGUGUACGACGCCUUCAACGGGGAAACCAUGUCCAAGGCCUACGGAUUCAGCCUGUACCCACCGGAAAACUUCUUCACGGACGUCUUCCUCCAGAACGCGAAUCCGUACAAGUACCAGAUCACCAAGUUCCUCUACGCCACCUCGGAGUUCACGCUGGGCGACUGGAUCGUCGCCGGACAGUCGGCCUGGCUGGGGUACGUGGCGGUGAGCACGGAGGAAGGGAAGUCGGUUUUGGGGAGGAGGGACAUCCUGGUCUGCUGGAGGGGCACUCUCACCAACAUGGAGUGGUUUCAGGAUGCGAAUUUCCCAGCUGUUCCGGUCGGCCAAGUUUAUGGGACUACCCAUAAUCCAAAGGCCCAUCAAGGGUUCUUUAGCGUUUAUGCUCAUAAGAACCCUGAUUCUACCUACAACAAGAACAGUGCCCGUGAACAGGUCUUGGCAGAGGUGAGAGCACUAGUGGACCAAUAUCGCGAUGAGGAAACGAGCAUAACCGUGGUGGGCCACAGCUUGGGCGCCUCGCUUGCAACCCUAAACGCUGCCGACAUCGUGGCCAACAACUACCACAAACCAACUGGUACGACUGCUGGUUGCUUGGUCACGGCCUUCGUCUAUGCCAGCCCACUCGUUGGUGACUGGGGCUUCUACAACAUGUUCAACGCUCUGACGGACAUACGACUCCUCCGGAUCAGGAACCUCCCCGACCCCGUCCCUAACCUCCCACCCAAGCUACUCGGAUUCUUUGAGGUUGGGAAGGAGCUUCAAAUUUUGAUUUCAUCCUCUUACUUGAAGUUACUUCUCAACCCCCACAGCCUGGAGCUCUAUAUGCAUGGAGUAGCGGGAUACAAUGGAAUCGAACCAUUUAAGUUCGUAGUGCAGCGAGAUAUUGCAUUGCUGAACAAAGAAGACGAUCAUCUCAAACAAGAGUACAAUGUGCCACCAAAAUGGAGAAGCAUGAGGAACAAGGCUAUGUAUCAGUCGGACGAUGGGUCGUGGAAGUUGCAUGACUACAUGCCUCCUCCUCCGGAAACUGUUGUCCUUCUAUGACUUCUCAUUCGAUCUGGAUGGCACGUUGGAUGGUUGAUGUGCAACAAAAGAAAGGGAGAUUGACUUAGUGAUGAAGUGUCAUAAUCGGAAAGGACGAGCAUAACUACAUCCUCAUAAUCCCUCAUGGAGAGGGUUACUCUAGUAAUAAUUGGAGGACGUUAUUUGGUAAAGAGUAAUUUGGAUUGUGGUACUCGAUAGAUUAGCUGGCAUAGAAAAAAGGGAAUAAAUCUGUAACCAAGUUUGAAUCCGGGCUGUGUGGAAGAAAACAUGAACACAAAAUUCUAAUAAUGUUGUUAUUGCUGU
Linum trigynum is the source of this 1570-nucleotide messenger RNA. Lineage: Eukaryota; Viridiplantae; Streptophyta; Magnoliopsida; Malpighiales; Linaceae. The record is from the annotation of a GenBank genome assembly.